AUGACGUGUGACACGUAUGUAAGGGGAAAUUACUAUACAACGAUCCACCUAUAUGUACCCCCAAAUACAAUUGGAAAAGAUGUCAUCAAACGUUGUUAUCGCACGCUAUACACACUCGCUCUGGAAUCACAUUGUACAGAUGCUAAAUUUGACAUUUUGAAACCCAGUCACUUCCAUAUAUCACUCAGCAAAGGGGUAAAUCUGAGAUAUCACUUUAUUGAUCCAUUUUUGGCAGUGGUUUCCAGUAUCGUCGCUAAAUUCCGCAGUUUCCCAGUCAUUCUAGACACUAAGGCGAUUAAUAUAUAUGCUAAUGACAGGAAGAGUAGAUACUUUAUUGGUAUUGGCGUGGCCAAUGUAUCGGCAAAGUCAAAGAUUCAACAACUUCUAGACCAACUAGACCUUGCAAUCGAACAGUUUGGCUUCUCCAAGUACAAGGGCAUUCCUCACGUAUCACUUAUCAGUACAAAUAAUGAUAUAUCCCCGGCCUUAAACAAUAGAUAUCCCGGGCAUAAUGCUUUGCUAUGGCCAGACAUAGAUCUAAACCUUAGUGAUUCAGUCAUAAAUGAAGAUCAAAUAGAUAAGUUAGUUUCGGAUUCCUUAAGUAAAAUAUCUGAGGAUGAGAUACAGGAAGACUGUACUCAGUUUGACAAUUGCAUAGUGGAUUAUGACACAGAAAUUACUUCCUUCAACGCAACAUCAGUCGUUGUAACAGUAGGAGCAAGGACAAAUCGCAUAUAUUUCAAAUGA
Molecule: messenger RNA, 747 nt
Organism: Babesia microti strain RI
Lineage: Eukaryota; Apicomplexa; Aconoidasida; Piroplasmida; Babesiidae
Product: conserved Plasmodium protein, unknown function
Exons: 5
Coding region: 1-747 (248 amino acids)
Biological process (GO): U6 snRNA 3'-end processing
Cellular component (GO): nucleus
Molecular function (GO): 3'-5'-RNA exonuclease activity
Source: RefSeq, a predicted model, not a curated record